AUGGCAUAUAAUGAGCACCCGUUUUUAACAGAUAUAAAGGUCACCGACCCAACUCCUAUGCCCGACAAUGUGCCUAAGGUAGACGAAGUAGGCGCAACCUCGGCACCGUUAAAGUCAGCCUCUUUCUUUAUUGGGGGUUUUUGUAAAGACUAUAAUGAAGAUUUCAUGCUUUGCAAAAAUGAAAACAACGAUCCAGCACAUUGUCUAAAGGAAGGACGAAAAGUUACUCGAUGUGCUAUCGAUUUGUUAAAAAAACUGCGGGAAAAUUGCGAUAAACAGUUUGAGGCCCAUUGGCAGUGUCUGGAUAAAAACAACCACGAAUUUUAUAUGUGUCGCCCCGAAGAGAAAAUAUUCAAUGGUUGCGUUCUUAAUGCAUUGAAUCUAAAGAAAGUUAUCCCAGGCUCACCAGAAGGACAAACGCCAAUCAAUCUAAAAGAAAAUCCCAUAUACAGGCCGCGGCCGCGGACGUAG
This is a messenger RNA of Paraglomus brasilianum, 471 nucleotides long. The record is from the annotation of a GenBank genome assembly. NCBI's taxonomy places the organism in Eukaryota, Fungi, Glomeromycota, Glomeromycetes, Paraglomerales, Paraglomeraceae.